Messenger RNA from Callithrix jacchus (white-tufted-ear marmoset), 13586 nucleotides. NCBI's taxonomy places the organism in Eukaryota, Metazoa, Chordata, Mammalia, Primates, Cebidae. The record is from RefSeq and is a predicted model, not a curated record.
CAGUUUUGCUCUUGUGGCCCAGGCUGGAGUGCAAUAGCGUGAUCUCCACUCACCGCAACCUCCACCUCCUGGGUUCAAGCGAUUCUCCUGCUUCAGCCUCCCCAGUAGCUGGGAUUACAGGCACGCACCACCACACCCAGCUAAUUUUGUAUUUUUAGUAGAGACGGGGUUUCUCCAUGUUGGUCAGGCUGGUCUCGAACUCUCGACCUCAGAUGAUUCGCCUACCUCAGCCUCCCAAAGUGCCGAGAUUACAGGCAUGAGCCAUGGUGCCUAUUAAGAUAUAAAAAUUUUUAAAAAGAGACUUCUCAAAUGUGAGAUUGUCCAUAUUAAUAGCAAUGCAAUAUAUAAUAUGUCCAUAUAACAAGCAUAUUUGUUCAAGUCUUUGGCUUUUCUUAAAAGGUAGUUUGUGCAGUCAUUAAGAUCACAGUUGGCCAGGCACGGUAGUUCAUGCCUGUAAUCCCAGCACUUUGGGAGGCUGAAGCGGGCAGAUCACUUGAGGCCAGAAGUUGGAGACCAGCCUGGUCAAUAUGGUGAAACCCCAUCUGUACUAAAAUACAAAAAUGAGCCAGUGUGGUGGUGGUUUCCUGUAAUCCCAGCUACUCAGGAGGCUGAGGCAGGGGAAUCUCUUGAACCCAGGAGAUGAGGUGGCAGUGAGCCGAGAUUGUGCCCCUGCACUCCAGCCUGGGCUACAGAGCAAGACUCUGAAUCAAAACCAACCAGCCAACCACAGUUAUGGGGUCAAACUCAGAUUGAAGCUGGAAUCUACCAUUUACCAGUGAUAUGAUGCGAACAGUGGCUUUCCCGCUCUGUGCCUCAGUUUCUCCGUGUGUAAAAUGAAGAUGAUGCUACCUAUCUCAUAAGCUUCCUGUGAAGAGAAAUGAGGUUACAUAUGCAAAGCACAUAGAAUCCUGCUGAGUAGAGUGAGAAAUGUGUUUGUUAUUAUUACCUUGCUGAUUGGCAUGAGAAGCAUAGAUAUCUGAAGAUAGGUAUCAUCAUCUCCCUCCCUCCAAACCCUUCCAAGUCUCCUUGUUCAAGGCUAAGUGCCCCUAUUCCUCCAAAGACCCUCAAGUUCUUUCUCAAGCUCUCCUGGGGCCUCCACGUGAACUGUGGCCUCACUGGCACAGAAUGUGGUGAGGUGGCCACACACAUGCCCAAGGCAGCCACUUCCUCCAGGAUAAUCCCCUGGAAUGGCACACUUGCUGGGGCUUCCUCUGGCAGGUGCAUGGAUGAAGGGAGAUGGGCCUCUAGUGCCUCCUGGUUUAGAGGAUACUCCACUGGAGCUGGUACUCUUCCAGCCCCUGUCCACGCCCCUGCAUGGCCAUGUGCACUUCCUGUCUUUAUUCCUCCUUUGUCAAAUCUACCCAGCAUUUCUCAUUCCCAUGAGACCUCUGCACUUUCUAAAGUAGCACAAGCUGAUCUGAUAAACUAAUUAUGAUUAUGUGUUAGCUCUUGCUGUGGUCAUGGAGAAAGGGCUCUUCUGGAAUUUGAAGACAUGGGUUCAAAUCCUGGCCCAAAUAGUAGCCAUAUGAUUUGCAGCAAGGUACUUAAUCUUUCUGAACUUUCCUUUCCUAGCCUGAGAACUGGGGUUAGUAUCACUAUCACCUACCUAGCUAAUACCUAGGUGAGUAAAAUACAUGGAAACGCUGUGUAAACUGAGAGUAAUCACACAAAUGUCAGUUACUGAACAUCAUAUUUCAGAAGGCAAGGCUUUAACUCAAAGGCCAGACAGUGCUGAGGUGGAUUGGUGGGAAAUGUGUUUAGGGUAGCUGGUAUUCAGAGAUACUGUCAAAUCCUCCCAGGCCACCCACUUAGUCUCUGUAGAGAAUUGGUCCUCACUGUGUGAAUUCAGGAAGUAGAGCUGGAGGUGAUGUAAUACGCAUGCAUCCAUGCUGAGGCGUCAGGGUAGCUGGUCCACCCUGAAUUCAGCUAUGUCUUCCUCGGGUUGGUUGGAACUCCACUCCUGUAGUGAGACGGCCUAGGUGGAGGUGAGGUCCUUCCUGAGCUCUGAGGUCACCAUCACUGUGUCUACCCAAUCUGGUCCAUCAUGACCAGGUGCCCGUUUGCUUUUAAUUAGCCAAGUGCUUGCAAUUAGCCUGUUAAGUUCUGCCUAGCCUCAGGUAGUGCGCUCAUUGUUCUGGUGUUGCUUGGUUCCUGGGACCACAGGAGCAGCAAUGGACUAUCCAGGGACUGGAUCCAGGCUAUCCAGCAAGCCUGCUGAGCUCACUUGAAACCAGGCUUGUCUCACUGGGGAUCAGAGCAGGGAAGAAAAACCUGCUUUGGUGGGGGGGGGGGGGUAAGAAUGGGAGUGUGGUGAUAGAGGCAUAGUGCUGAGACCUGUUAGAAUCACAAGUAGGGCUAGAACCCAGAUUUCCUCCUCCUAACCCAAUGCUCUUCCCUUCUGAGCCUCAGUAUCCUCAUCUCUAAAAUGGGAAUCAUAAUUCCCACCCUGGCCGGGCACGGCGACUCACGCUUGUAAUCUCAGCACUUUGGGAGGCCGAGGCAGGUGAAUCACAAAGUCAGGUGUUCAAGACCAGCCUGACCAACAUGAUGAAACCCUGUCUCUACUAAAAAUACAAAAAUUAGUUGGGUGUGGUGGCGUGGACCUAUAAUCCCAGCUACUGGGGAGGCUGAGGCAGGAGAAUCGCUUGAACCUGGGAGGCGGAGGUUGCAAUGAGCUAAAAUUACGCCACUGCACUCCAGCCUGGGGUGACAGAGCAAGACUCUGUCUCAGUGUAAUAAUAAUAAUAAUUCCCACCCUGCCCUCCUCACCAAGGGUCAAAUGAAUUAGUGUAGGAUGUAGGUCUGAGUACAAAGCAAUGCGACCUGAAAGUCCACGAUCACAUCAAAUGUGAAAGCGCUUUAAAGUUCUCCAUGUGCUCCCAGUGGCCCUGCCCACUGCUUCUUGGACUCUGACCUUCUCAAUCACUUCUCUACUGUCCAGUAAUUCCUGAUUCCAUUGUUUUCUAAUCCUGCCCACUCUCCCCUUCAAUGAGUGAUUAGAGGGCAGUGCUUAGCACAUAGUAGGUGCUCACAAAUGCUGGUUGGAUAUAUGAAGCUUUGGAUGGGAAGGUUAGGCCCCAAAGAACAGGCACAGAGAAACACUCACGAGAAAGCCUUGGAUGGGGGCAGUGGUGGGGAAUUUAUUCCCUGUUCUCCUCAGCCUUGCCUCUCACUCCGCUGUACUUCUCUGAGGCUAGAGAUGGUCUGAUUUGCCUUCUGUGUAUCUGUGAUGUUUCACGCAGACCCAGGCACAACAUAGUUGUUUGGUAACUGCUUUUUGACUGGCUGAGUGAAUGAGACAGGGUGCUGUGGUAGAGACAGCACAGAAUUAAGUGGUGGGUAGGACUUGGGAGCCUGGCACUACCAUUUUCUUUGGACACAUGCUUACUGCAUGCUCCUUAUGUACCAGGCAGGUAUUAGGUUACAAAAAUGAACCUUUAUUUUGAUGUAUUUAUUUUCGAGAUGGGGUCUCACUCUGUCCCCACACUGGAAUGCAGUGGCACUAUCAUAGCUCACUGUAGUCUCGACCUCCCAGGCUCAUGCAGUCCUCCCACUUUAGCUGGGAACACAGGCAUGUGCCACCACACCUGGUUAAUUAUUUUACUUUUUGUAGAGACAGAGUGUUACUUUGCUGCCCAGGCUGGUCUUAAACUCCUGGACUCGAGUGAUCCUCCUGCCUCAGCCUCCCAGAGUAUUGGGACUACAGGUGUGAGCCACACACAGGUGUGUGGUCAAAGAUAGAUUUUUAAACUCACAGUCUUGUAAGGGAGCAGAUUAGUGAGCUAACGACCGUGCUGUAUAUGAUAGAGACAUAUGCUACGCAUGUUGGUGGCCAAGAAAGAAAAGGAUGUACUCUCCUAGGAGGUUCCCCAAGGAAGGAACCUUAAGCUGGGUCUCAGCUUGGGAAAAUUACUUAACUUCUCUGGGUCUGUUUCCUUAGCUAUCCUGUCAGGAAACUAAAGUCUUUGCAGAAUUGAGGAUGAAAUGAAAUAAAAUAAUAUGAAGAAAACGUCGGGCACUGGAUAAUCUUCUUUAUUUCUUUGAGACAGAGCCUCGUUCUGUCGCCCAGGCUGGAGUGCAAUGGCAUGAUCUCGGCUCACUGCAAUCUCCACCCGCUGGGUUCAAGAAGUGCUCCCACCUCAGCCUCCUGAGUAGCUGGGAUGCCGCCAUGCCCAGCUAAUUUUUGUAUUUUUAGUAGAGACAGGGUUUCGCCAUGCUGGCCAGGCUGGUCUCGAACUCCUGACCUCGUGAUCUGCCCGCCUCGGUCUCCCAAAGUGCUGAGAUUACAGGCAUGAGCCACUACACCUGGCCAAUUUUUGUACUUUUAGUAGAGAUGGGAUUUCACCAUGUUGGCCAGGCUGGUCUCGAACUCCUGGUCUCAAGUGAUCUGCUCACCUUGGCCUCUAGGAGUCCUGGGAUUACAAGCAUGAGCCACCACACCCGGCCUGAAGACUUUUUUUUUGAGGUGGAGUCUCGCUUUGUCACCCAGGAUGGAGUGCAGUGGCAUGAUUUUGGCUCACUGCAACCUCUGCCUCCCCGGUUCAAGCGAUUCUCCUGACUCAGCCUCCUGAGUAGCUGGGAUUACAGAUGUGUACCACCAUGUCCAGCUAAUUUUUGUAUCUUUAGUAGAGACGGGGUUUCACCAUGUUGGGUAUGAUGAAACUUAAUAACUUAAUGUCUCCUUCAAAGUGUCUCCUUAAAGCCAGGCCAGGGAUUGUUUGCUGGGGAGAGCCUGGGGAGGGCAGGAGCUGAAGGAAUUCCAGGAAGCUGGUCCCUACACAGCCUCACCCUCUCUCUGCUGCUUCUCAAUGAGAAACUUCAUAUAAGUCACAUACAACAUGCUAGGCACAUAGUAAGGACUAGAAAAUAUUAGAUCUGCCUUAUGAUUUUUACCAAAAUGUUUCACAGAGGGACCACAUUUACAUGUAGACACAUGUGGGUUGCAUGCGUGUGGACUCCCGAUAUGCUCAAAAAGGGAGGAGGAUGAGAGGGCCUGGGGUUAGGCUGAGUGACAGCUGGUGGCUGCUUAGUCUGAGAAGGCUUCCUGGAGGUGAGGUGACUGGAACUCUGUAGAGAAGGUGGGAGGGGUUGGGUUCGGCUAGGGUGAUGGAACCCGGGAAUAUGGCUUGUGGUUCAUGCCCCAGUUGGGAGAGCCUGCUUCAUGGGAAUCAUAUCAAAGGGAAAGGUGGCCCCUGACAGCAGGAACUCAGAUAUCUCAGGCACGUAGGCCACCUCCCCCCACACCCCAACCCCCUGCCUGGGCCAGUCCUGCCAGCAGCAUCCCAGCUGCUCGGUAGCCCGGCUGGUCCCCUGACCUUCCUAAGCAAGGCAGCCUGGCGGCCAUGCUGGGUUGCCGUGGUAACUGGCGGCCUCCCAGCUGGGUUGCCCGGGUAACCGGUUAGCUGGCGUUGGGAGAGGAGGGUGGUGAGCUGGGGGAAGUCAGCCUCAAAAGAGGCAGAGAAGGACAAGGGCUGGACAAGGAGGAAGACAGAUUCCAGAUGCCCCCAGCACAGCCCUCUCCUCUCUCCCUCACGGGACUGGGAAAGACAGAAAAAGGCAGACUCCCACUGGCUGAGGACUGCACCACUCCAGAGCUGUAGCGGCUCCCAGGAAUGUUGCUGACCAGCACACAAAGACCCCUCUGACAUGGCUGUGGGGGUCAGGAUACCUACUUGCCCAGCUUGGCUCAUUUGAGGCAGGACUGGCUUCUCCCCUGGGGCCCAGGAUGUGGCUUUGAGCAUCGCCUGCCUGCUGCUGGGAUAGGAGCAUGCCCAGGAUGUGCGGUCUCAUCUUCUCCCUGCCGCUCCGCAGUUGUGCUGGUUGGGAGUGUCUCUGCAGUGGGCUUGUUAAUUGGCGAUUCAGCUGGCUGAUUGACUCUAAUGCGGGUGAACAUUUAUUUACCCCAGCAGCCGCCUCUCAGACAGCCGUUAAUUGCAGGCACGAGAGAGACAAUAAUUACGGGAUAAUGGGUGCCUUUUGUGUGAGUCCUUCUCUUUGCACUGUGUCAGCAAACACGGAGGCCACAAUGAAAGACGGAACACAUUUCUACACCCAGUGACUGGCCAGGUCCCAGAGGAAAACAAAAAAUUUGACUUGAAAAUAUCGGCCUUGGACAUGUCCAAUAAAACAGGUGGGAAACGUCCGGCUACCACCAACAGUGACACACCCAACCACAACAUGGUGUCCGAGGUCCCUCCAGAGCGGCCCAGCGUCCGGGCAACUCGUACAACCCGCAAAGCUGUCGCCUUUGGCAAGCGCUCACACUCCAUGAAGCGGAACCCCAGUGCACCCGUCACCAAGGCGGGCUGGCUCUUCAAACAGGCCAGCUCCGGGGUUAAGCAGUGGAACAAGCGCUGGUUCGUCCUGGUGGAUCGCUGCCUCUUCUACUAUAAAGAUGAGAAGGAAGAGAGCAUCCUGGGCAGCAUCCCCCUCCUGAGCUUCCGGGUAGCCGCAGUGCAGCCCUCUGACAACAUCAGCCGGAAACACACGUUUAAGGUUACUGUGUGCUGGGUGGAUGAGGCCGAGGCCAGCUCCACGCGCUGCCUCUCCCCACAGGCUGAGCAUGCCGGCGUCCGCACCUACUUCUUCAGUGCCGAGAGCCCUGAGGAGCAAGAGGCCUGGAUCCAGGCCAUGGGGGAGGCUGCUCGAGUACAGAUCCCUCCAGCCCAGAAGUCUGUGCCCCAAGCUCUGCGGCACAGCCAUGAGAAGCCAGACUCGGAGAACAUCCCGCCCAGCAAGCACCACCACCAGCCGCCCCACAACAGCCUCCCCAAGCCUGAGCCAGAGGCCAAGACUCGAGGGGAGGGUGAUGGCCGAGGCUGCGAGAAGGCAGAGAGAAGGCCUGAGAGGCCCGAAGUCAAGAAAGAGCCUCUGGUGAAAGCCAACGGCCUCCCAGCUGGACCGGAGCCAGCCUCAGAGCCGGGCAGCCCUUACCCCGAGGGCCCAAGGGUACCAGGGGGUGGGGAACAGCCUGCCCAGCCCAAUGGCUGGCAGUACCACUCCCCGAGCCGGCCAGGGAGCACAGCUUUCCCGCCUCAGGACGGAGAGACUGGGGGACACCGGCGGAGCUUCCCACCACGCACCAACACUGACAAAAUUGCCCAGCGCAAGAGUUCCAUGAACCAGCUUCAGCAGUGGGUGAACCUGCGCCGCGGGGUACCCCCGCCCGAAGACCUUCGGAGUCCCUCCAGGUUUUACCCUGUGUCCCGCAGGGUCCCUGAGUACUAUGGCCCCUACGCCUCCCAAUACCCUGAUGAUUACCAGUACUACCCACCAGGGGUGCGGCCAGACAGCAUCUGCUCCAUGCCGGCCUACGAUCGGAUCAGCCCACCCUGGGCCAUGGAGGACAAGCGCCAUGCCUUCCGCAAUGGGGGCGGCCCUGCUUACCAGCUGCGCGAGUGGAAGGAGCCCGCCGGCUACGGGCGGCAGGAAGGCACUGUCUGGAUCCCCAGCCCCUCCCGGCAGCCAGUCUAUUAUGAUGAGCUGGAUGCCGCCUCUAGCUCCCUGCGACGCCUGUCCCUACAGCCCCGCUCCCACUCUGUGCCCCGCUCACCCAGCCAGGGCUCCUACAGCCGUGCCCGCAUUUACUCCCCUGUCCGCUCACCCAGUGCCCGCUUUGAGCGGCUGCCACCUCGCAGUGAGGACAUCUAUGCUGACCCUGCUGCCUAUGUGAUGAGGCGAUCCAUCAGCUCCCCCAAGUAUGAUUACCUGGGAGACAGGAGGCCAGUCCCUGCAGGACUGUUCCCCUACAACUACCCACCAUCCCCCACGGUCCACGAUAAGAUGGAUGAACUUUUAGAUCUUCAGUUGCAAAGAAACCUAGAGUAUUUGGAUCAGCAGAUGAGUGAGAGCGAGACUCUCAUCAGUAUGGUGAACCGCAUGGUGGAAAACUCCUCCCCCAGGUCCCAACUCUUCAUGCAAGUCCCUCCAUAUCCAGAAGUGUUCCGGGACAGCCUCCACACCUACAAGUUAAACGAGCAAGACACAGAUAAGCUGCUGGGAAAAUUGUGUGAGCAGAACAAGGUGGUGAGGGAGCAGGACCGGCUGGUGCAGCAGCUCCGAGCUGAGAAGGAGAGCCUGGAAAGUGCCUUGAUGGGGACCCACCAGGAGCUGGAGAUGUUUGGGAGCCAGCCCACCUACCCAGAGAAGCUUCUGCACAAAAAGGAGUCGCUGCAGAACCAGCUCAUCAACAUCCGCGUGGAGCUGUCUCAGGCGACCACGGCCCUGACGAACAGCACCAUGGAGUAUGAGCACCUGGAGUCUGAGGUCUCUGCUCUGCAUGAUGACCUCUGGGAGCAGCUCAAUUUGGACACCCAGAAUGAGGUGCUGAACCGGCAAAUCCAAAAGGAGAUCUGGAGGAUCCAGGACGUGAUGGAGGGGCUGAGGAAGAACAACCCCUCCCGGGGCACAGACACUGCCAAGCACAGAGGAGGACUUGGCCCCUCAGCCACCUACAGCUCCAAUAGCCCGGCCAGCCCCCUCAGCUCUGCCAGCCUCACCAGCCCCCUCAGCCCCUUUUCACUGGUGUCGGGCUCUCAGGGGUCCCCCACCAAGCCUGGUUCCAACGAGGAACCUGGCCCGCCUCGGCCUCCCCUCCCCAAAGCCUACGUCCCCCUGGAGUCUCCUCCAGCCGUCCCUCCACUCCCUAGCGAGAGCCGCUUCUGGCCCUACCCCAGCUCCCCUUCCUGGCAUCGCAGUGGCGAGACAGCCAGGGGGCAGCCCAAGGCAAACUAUGAACAAAGCAAGAAAGACCCCCACCAGACAUCACCCCUGGACACCUCCAGAGACAUCAGCCUUGUGCCCACCAGGCAAGAGGUAGAGGCAGAGAAGCAGGCAGCUCUCAACAAAGUUGGCAUUGUGCCCCCUCGGACAAAAUCACCCACAGAUGAUGAGGUGACCCCAUCAGCGGUGGUGAGGAGGAAUGCCCAUGGACUCACCAACGGACUGUCCUCCCAGCAGGAACGCCCCAAGAGUGCUGUGUUCCCUGGUGAGGGGAAGGUCAAGAUGAGCGUGGAGGAGCAGAUUGACCGAAUGCGGCGGCACCAGAGUGGCUCCAUGAAGGAGAAGCGGAGGAGCCUGCAGCUCCCGGCCAGCCCGGCCCCUGAGCCCAGUCCCCGGCCAGCCUACAAAGUGGUGCGCCGCCACCGCAGCAUCCACGAGGUGGACAUCUCCAACCUGGAGGCAGCCCUGCGGGCAGAGGAGCCUGGUGGGCGGACCUACGAGACACCCCGGGAGGAAAUCGCCCGGCUUCGCAAAAUGGAGCUAGAGCCCCAGCACUAUGAUGUGGACAUCAAUAAGGAGCUCUCCACUCCAGACAAAGUCCUCAUCCCCGAACGGUACAUUGACCUGGAGCCUGACACUCCCCUGAGCCCUGAGGAGUUGAAGGAGAAGCAGAAGAAGGUGGAGAGGAUCAAGACGCUCAUUGCCAAAUCCAGUAUGCAGAACGUGGUGCCCAUCGGCGAGGGGGACUCUGUGGACGUGCCCCAGGACUCAGAGAGCCAGCUGCAGGAGCAGGAGAAGCGGAUUGAAAUCUCCUGCGCCCUGGCGACCGAGGCCUCCCGCAGGGGCCGCAUGCUGUCUGUGCAAUGUGCCACCCCAAGCCCUCCCACUUCCCCUGCUUCCCCGACUCCUCCAGCCAACCCCCUGUCGUCUGAAUCCCCACGGGGCGCCGACAGCAGCCAUACCAUGCGGGUCUGAGCUCUGACUGCAAGCCCUGGCUGAGGCCAAUGCUGUGAAGCUCCACAGAGCCACAUUCUGAAGCCGUCCUCUGCCCACCUCGGGUCCUGGCUCCCCACCCUGGCCCCCUGACCCUGCACUCUCAUGGGAAUGCCGCAGGGAGCCAGGCUGGGGCCAUGGGCUACUGUCGAGAGGAGCAUGGAUGCCUGGGUAUCCACACACCCACCACGCCUAGCCCUGGAGCCCUCACUACUCACACAGUGGUCCUGGGCCAGGGCCUAACAUGGCAGUGGAGAGUGCCAUCCUUGCUGAUGCCCAAGUCACAGGGAGCCUCAGCCUGGCCCUGGCUGGGAUUGUCGUGACUCCAGUGGAACAUUCCCUGAUAGGGGACAUGCCGUGGUGGAGAACAUGCCUGUGGCUAUCUUAGGUCAGGACUAGAGGUGAAGAGGAGAUGGACACGGCCUCUUGGAGCCAGCCUGACACCGAGGACAGCACCUGUCAUCACCCCUAUCCUCAUCAGCCCCACCCUGCUGCCCCAGCUGGACCCAGGGCUUUGACACAAACCCAGUGCUUUGCUUAUGGGUGCUUGCUGGCAUCUGUGAAGACUGACCACCCUGCUUGAGCCAAAGACAAGGAGAUGAGAGAUGGGGAGAGGCUACUGGCUCCCAGAGGAAACAGUGCUGGCUGUGGCUAGAGAAGAGCAGGUCUGUGAAGCGUCUGAGGGCAGGUUGGAAAGGGUAGCAGAGAGAGAAAGACAGAAGGAAAGAGAAAGAGAGAGAGAGAUCCUCAGAGUAGGAGGAGGGGGAAGCAGCAGGACACAUUGGCAUGUAAAGUGGGAAGGAGGGAGAUUGGAAAGGGGGUAUUGGAUUGGUUUCCCCAGGUGGAGCCUUAGGCUAGUGCCCGGUGCAGUGCCAGACCGUCACCUCUGCUCCUCCCACCUUGUUCCCAGGAGGACCCACCAGUGGAGCCCAUGGCAGCCUCAGUGGAGAUGCUUGGUGUGGGGAUCAGGGUGAAGGGGGUUGAAUAGUGACUGCCUGGGAGAUGGCUGUGGUAGAUCUGCGCCUGGUGUCUGCCUCCCCAUCCUGGGGUAAGGGGCAAAGAGAAGGACUUGUCUUAUGCAGGGUGUGGUCAUCUUCGGGGACUUACCUACCCAGUUCCACGAUAUUUCUUGCCCUGUUCCCCCUGGAAUGUGCAGUAGGCCAGCUGAGAGUAUGCCUUGAGGAGUGGGGGUGAGGCCGCAAUCUGGGAGGCCAGAUUCCAGGACCCUCCCCCAUCCCAGGCAUCCCACAGGAGGACUGGCUGAGGCUAGGCACUCUCACAAUCCACCUGCCCAGGGAGGCCGGUGGGGGAGAGACAAUAAAGCAAAGUGAAUUCUUCCUUGGCUCCACCCACCUGGAGAUGAAUGUAGCCAGAGAGGAGGAAUUAGCGAAGCUGAAGACACCGUGGCCCCUCAGCCUUCUCUCUGCUAGAGUCGUCACCCAGAGGCUUCAGCCUGACCUCCAGUGGUCCCAAGAACACCUACUAAUUCCUCUCCACUCCUUCAUGGCUGGGACAGUUACUGGUUCAUAUGCAAGUAAAGAUGACAAUUUACUCAACAAAUAUUUAUCGAGCACCUUUUAUGUGCCAGGCACUGUUCUAGGUGCUUAGGAGAUCCUCAUGUUUCUGAGGGAUUAUAGCCUGGGAGGCUUCCAGCUAUCUUCACUUCUAGCAGGUUUUGUAAACGUGACCCUUGGCUCUAUUUCCCAUCUUCACAGUUCAAGCACCCCAAACCUGCCCUUUCUCCCCUGCAGACUAGCAGGUGGGAUUGGCUCCCAGGUCAUCUCCUCUCCCUCUUUCUCCCACGCCUUUCUCCCUCCACAGGAAACAGGUUUUUCAGGGCCUUCCAUGCCUGCCGCUUUGUCCGUCUCUUUUUUUUUUUUAAGUAAUAUUUUUUAGAAAUACAUGUAAAAUAUCAAGAAAUAAUGUCUGCACCUCUGCCACCUCUCUCUCACCUCUUAUUUCAUAAAGCUGGCUCUUUAUGUUGCUUUACAUGCCUUAAUAUAUGUUUUAUGGAGAUUAUACAUAUUAUAGAUCUAUAUAUGUAAUCUAUUUGUUUGGAUGUCUGAUCUUUUCCUGCAGUUCCCACCCAGGCCCGUUUUUCUCUCCCGUAUUUCCCACAUUGUUCCUAGCAUAUCGAGGCCAUAGCCCUUGCCUUUUUGAUCCAAAGAAGAGGAGAGGAAAGACUUAUUUUAAGACAGAUUUAUUUUAUGCUUUUGUUUUAAAAAAGCAAAUCUAUUUUCAAAAUGUGCAAUGUCUGAAUGGAAUGGGCACACGAGGUGAGGAGAUGGGGUAACUGUCUUGAGGUCCCAACGCUGUGCCGUUCCCUCUGCCACAGUGGCUGCCUUCCACCCUCUUCCCCAGUCAGGAAAGGGCUGGUCCCCAGAGCUCACCCAGAGAGCAUCUUGCCAGGGCAGGGCAUUCCCUUGAAGUUCUGGUCUAAGGAUUUGAUUACACUGGCUGCUCCUGAUGACCCUCUGCAGUUGUCAGGCGUGAAUCCUUUGGAAGGAACUCUUUUGCACAGAGACCCAUGAAGGCAUGCACCCCAGUUGAGCUGCUGGACUACCCCUCUUCAUCAGCCUGCUGGGAAGGGCAGACAGUAGAAUGGCAGCCUAUACCAAACACUAAGGAUGUCAGUCUACGAGGUGGUGCGAAGCCCAGAGGAGGCGGCUUGGGAUCCUCUGGGCCAUCCCUGGUCCUUCAGCACAGACAUGUACGAGUUCCUUGGGCCUGUCACACUCCUCUUCACUUGAUCCCUCUCUGUCUGGGUCACAUCUAUGACAUCCCCCCGCUGCACCCUUUCUCUCUGGGGGUAUUCCAAAGGGAUGAUACUUCAGUCUGGCAUCCAGACUGCAAAAUCAGCUUCUGGGCUGAGGAGGGUCCUACAAACAAGGUAAUGGCCUCACCCAAGAAACCCCGAGGACUUUACCCCGGCAGGCUGCCACUGGGGCGCCGGACUAAGCCAGCUCAGCCUUCCAAACUGCUCAGUCUUUGUCAACCGUCAAAGUGGGCAAAAGGUCUCUGGCCUUGCAAGGAUUUGGGCAGGAUAGAAGUCUUUGUCUAGAUCUGAAAUCAAGGCUUUGGGAAUCUGGAGCAGAGCUCCUGGCCAGUGUUUGAAGCCUGGCCUCCCACCUGAGGCAUUUACUGACACCCUGUCGCCAGUCUGGAACAUCCUGCUCUGAAUGAACAGAGCCCAGAUGGGGCCCGGGGCUAAGUGACCCACCUGGGGACUCUGAUUAUUCAUCCAGGGACUUCUCAAUUAGCACCUUACCUCCAUGAUCAGUAACCAAGAGGCUGUAAUCAAAUACUGCUACUGUCACUUUGAAGAUUUUCUGAGGUUGCAAGUGACAUGCUUGCUCUCCUGCCUUUUGGAGAGGCGUGUUCUUGGGCAGGGCUGGCUACAGCAAGAGGGAACCAAUUCCUUUCCCCUUUAGGCACCCUCCACCUGGCAGCUCCUAAAACGAAGGAAAAAUAGUAUAUACACACACACAUAUAUAUACACACACAAAUAUCUAUUUAUGCACAUAUCGGGGCCAAUUUUAUUUGCUAGUAUUAGACAAUAAACCAUACAAGGACAUUUAUGGUGUCAGUGUUUUUAUUUAGUAUAAAAGUGACCUUAGAAGAAGGGUGAAGUUUAGACAGAUGGAAUCUCUGUCGGGGGCAAACAGCUGUAGCAUCCCCUUAGCAUCUUUCUAGCCAAUGACCCACCUCCCCGGGAGGAGGAGGGCGUCCUGACUGAAACAGGUGAGAAUUUGCUUCCUCCUUUCAGCAGCAUUCUUUUUAGAUUUAGGUACUAAAGAAUCCCAGUGAGUUCUGCAUUUGUAUCUUGCAAGUUUGUAUAAACUCAAUACAGGAAAUAAAAUGAAUGGUUUGUA